Bombyx mori (domestic silkworm) is the source of this 3909-nucleotide messenger RNA. RefSeq names its product ATP-binding cassette sub-family G member 4. The transcript has 12 exons. NCBI's taxonomy places the organism in Eukaryota, Metazoa, Arthropoda, Insecta, Lepidoptera, Bombycidae. Gene Ontology annotation, biological process: transmembrane transport. The record is from RefSeq and is a predicted model, not a curated record. Gene Ontology annotation, molecular function: ATP binding; ABC-type transporter activity; ATP hydrolysis activity. The coding region runs from base 450 to 2348 and encodes 632 amino acids. Gene Ontology annotation, cellular component: membrane.
UUCGCUUUUUACCAAGAAAUGCAGUUAUGAACCAAACCUGUAAUUUCAUUAAACUAACUCAAAUUUCGAAAGAACUUAUCGCACUGUAUACUUUUUAAUUCACACAAUCGCACGCGUUGUCUUCACGAUAAUAAUAUGGUUUAACAUAACUGGCAUUCCAUGUACGAACACCGAGCUAUUCGCACAUGAUACGCAAGCACUUGGAUAUUCGUUACGUUUUUAAUAAUAAGGCAACAUCUGUGCUAGACCGCGCGGAGAAAUUAUGAAAAACGAUUAAAAGAAAUUACGGUGCUUCCAAAAAGGAAAUAAGCAGCUAAGAAACGAUAUCUUUGUUACUUACACGAUGUUCAAGUGAAAUUCUGACGAACACAACAAGAGAUAGUUUAUGUGAAAUUUUGAGUGAUAAACAUUUUAAAAUAGAACGCUGUGCCAUUAAAAAAGUUUUGAAAAUGUCAAAAGCUAUCGCAGUAGUACAGGGCCCGGGGAAGAAAACGAGUAAAGUGGAAAAUCAGGACACAAGGACCGUGCAAAUAAACCUGCCACCACCAAAACCAGUGGACAUAGAGUUCAAUGAUAUCAGCCUCAAAGUGUCCGAGGGCUGUACAUUCAGAAGAAACAAAACAAUACUAAAAGGAAUAUCGGGGCUGUUCAAAUCCGGUGAGCUGACAGCCAUAAUGGGUCCAUCCGGAGCCGGGAAGUCUUCACUCAUGAACGCUCUCACUGGUUUCUCGACAAAAGGCGUAACGGGAAGGAUUCGCGCCGGAGACUGUCUCUGCGAGCUACGCAUGUGGAUGAAUUCACCUCUCGUCUCUCGGAAUUUAGGCUCUCUAAAGGAGUACCGGAAGAAAUCCUGCUACAUACUCCAGGAUGACCGGUUGAACCCUCUCUUCACGGUCAACGAACUGAUGACUUUCGCGGCAGACAUGAAACUUGGAAAUACUCUGAACGAUAAAACAAAACUUGGAGUUAUAAAUGACAUUCUAAAUUCGUUAGGGCUGGCCGGAACAAGAGAGACGAGAUGCGGGAAUCUGUCUGGGGGGCAGAAGAAACGUCUUUCGAUAGCGGUGGAAUUGAUUGACAACCCGCCGGUCGUGUUCCUCGACGAGCCGACAACAGGUUUGGAUAGCCUCACGUCGACACAGUGCAUGAAGCUUUUGAAGAAACUCGCCCGUGAAGGACGAACUAUAGUCUGCACAAUACAUCAGCCCACCGCUUCUAUCUACUCUAUGUUUGAUCAGGUCUACAUUUUGGCGGAAGGAAUGUGUAUUUACCAAGGGCCCAGCGAAGAUACGGUACGCUAUCUCGCCACUGUUGACCUGCAUUGUCCCAAGUACCACAAUCCGGCCGAUUAUGUUCUGGAAAUAGCCACUGGAGAAUAUGGUAACUUGAACGAGAUGCUUGCGUCGAGGCAGCCGUGGCGAGGAGAGGCCACGAGGACUCCGACUGUCACCUCUUCACCAAUAUCCGAGUUUUCGUGCGAUCGAAUAUCCAUUCUAGUUAAUCCUCCCCAUGAAUUAUACAAGUUCGGAGUACUCUUCAAGAGAUGCAUAAAACAGCAGUACAGAGAUUGGACGACAACACAUUUGAAAGUGAUGUUACACAUCGUAUUUGGAGUGCUUCUUGGUCUUCUGUUCGAGAAUGCUGGUAAUGACGCUUCGAAAACUCUCAGUAACCUCGGCUACCUUCUUGUGUCUUCCGUCUACCUUAGCUACACGUCUUUAAUGCCAGCUAUACUCAAAUUUCCAUCUGAAUUACCGGUCGUGAAGAAGGAGACUUUCAACAAUUGGUAUUACUUACGCACAUACUACGCUGCGGUACUCGUUACUGGGAUCCCAAUGCAGAUUUGGUACAGCUUCGUGUAUUCGACGCCCUCAUACAUUCUCUCUGGACAACCGCUGGAAUUAACUAGAUUUUGUAUGUUUGUGUUGGUGCUCGCUACUGUGACGCUACUCGCUGAUGCCCUUGGUAAUGUCAUUGGCAGCACCGUUAACCCUGUUAAUGGGACAUUCCUGGGUGCUAUAAUGAUUUGCACCAUGAUAGUGUUCGCUGGGUUCCUCAUUCUGUUCUCCCACAUGAGUUCUUGGAUGAGAGCGGUCUCCCAGGCCUCGUUUCUGAGAUACAGCCUCGAAGCUCUGGUACUAUCUUUGUAUGGAUACGAUCGGUCGCCUAUGAAGUGCCCUGAGACGGCACUCUAUUGUCCAUUGAGGUACUCAAUGCAAGUCCUCACCGAGUUCAGCAUGAAACAGAACAGGUACUGGAUCGACGUUGGUAUUUUGUUCGGUGUUAUAUUUGCUGUGAGGAUUUUAGCAUAUUAUUCAUUGAAAAGGGCGGUCAAAUUAUCUGCGUAGGUUCUUUUUAGCAUUCGCAGAGUUAAAUUGCGAAAUGUUUUUCUUUUAAAUUUCGGUGGUGAGGUCAAAAUGCUCUUCUGAUAUAAAGUCGACAUUCUCAGGCACAAUGAAACUGUUCAGGCGUUGGAUUUAUAGGAUUUUUUUUCCGCUUGAACAAUGAAGUUACCAUAUCUAGUUGUUUAGGUAUAUGUUUAUUGAUUUUUAGAAAAUAAAAUUCGGAGACUGUAUUAAUAAUUUGUUAAGUAAGUUAAGUGUGAAUUGAAUUAAGACGGUAUAUUGACAGUUAAUAUUGACAGUAAUAUUGACAUGUCAAUUGAAUUGAUUUAAGGCGGUACUUAAUAUUGACAGCUCUUUAUGUAUUAAAUUCUUGCCAAUCUGUCAGAUGAAUAGUCGUAAUUGCCAACGUGGGGCAACACUAUUUUUUUUUUAAUAAGUAGAAAAAAAAUGUAAUAGAUAGUAAUAAUUACAUUAGGCUAACAUAGGUUAAGUUUUAUCACAUUUGAACUAAUAAAUGAAUCUUGUUACUUGAAAAUAAUAAAGAUUGUGAUUAAAAAUAUAAUGAAAGCUAUAGAUAAAUAUUAAAGCUAUAGACACAUAACAGUUUUUUUUUAUACGGUAGAUAGGGCUGUGAACUACACGAAAAGAUCAAAAAGUAAAAAUCUCAAAAAGUGCACAUAGCUGAUUUUGGUUUGACAACGACGAAAUGCUAUAGAACCUUUGUCGACCAAUUAACCGAUGUUCUGUUGAUCCAAACGGAUAAGACGUCUUACUGGCAUUCGCCCAUAUGACAUGGUGAAGUCUUUUUCCCCUACCUAAUCCCUGGUAGCCUAAAGGGAUAUUCAAGCUAUGCACGGUUUGUUAUUUGAGUUCACGGGGAUCAACCUGAAAAGACUUGCUAACUUGCUAACUAGCUUAGUAAGAUAAGUGCUAGGCUAUCUCUACGACCGGAUCGCAAUCGCGACUCACUUAAAAGAUCCGAAGAAGUUCUGAAAAAAAAAAAGUGAUGUUGAAUUUAUUGAUAACGCAUUUUUGCGCACUGGGUUGGGUGCACGAGCCCAUAACGAAUGGUAUGUGGUACCCCACUAUAAAUUCGAUCUCAUUCAACCUCUAAUACCAUAAAAUAAAACUUUAAAACCUUAAUCCGAUUAAUUAAAAUGUAUACAUAUAUGACAUAUCAUAUAUAUAAGAUAAUUUGUAGGCAGGAUUUCUUUCUUUUAGUAUUAAACUAAAUUAAAAUCACAUGUAAUAUUAAUAACUAACUGUCUGUUUAUUGAAAUUUCAUUAAAAUAUUAUAUAUUCAUGAUAUUUUAAUCAUUAAUUUGUACAAUAGUACAAUGUUCCUCAUUUUCUUCAUCUCGUAAAGUAUCAAUUAUUGACACAAGGAAGUAGUUCUGUGUUGCUACACAGGGUGUAGGUUAAAUUAGAUCGUGUUUUAGAUAAUAAUUAUUUUAAUUUAAAACAAAUCAAAUGAUUGGUGAAACCUCAUUAGUCUAAGUUGAAAUUUGUUAAGCACGAUGCUUUAAGGGAUGGCAAAAAUAAAAGAGCUUUUGUUUUUUUCAAA